Molecule: messenger RNA, 2331 nt
Organism: Eremothecium sinecaudum
Lineage: Eukaryota; Fungi; Ascomycota; Saccharomycetes; Saccharomycetales; Saccharomycetaceae
Gene: AMD1
Product: AMP deaminase
Exons: 1
Coding region: 1-2331 (776 amino acids)
Biological process (GO): IMP salvage; AMP metabolic process
Cellular component (GO): cytosol
Molecular function (GO): AMP deaminase activity
Source: RefSeq, a predicted model, not a curated record
AUGGUAUCAGAAAAGGAUUACGACAAUCUGGGAAACUUAUCCCUACAGGAAUCUUCCCCUGACGAGCCCCCGUCAAGUUUAUUUUAUGAAAAGUCGCACUUCGGAAGCGAGGGAAGAUAUUAUAGUGACGAUGAAAAGGAUGCAGGAUCGAUAAAGACCAAUUUCUCUUAUCAUGAUGAAAAGAAGUUGCUUGAGCAGAAUUCUAAGUUAAGUGCACUUAGUCACGGAGCUGCUUUAACGAAAAGGAAUACCGAUUCAGUUGCUACAAGCUCUUUAAAUUCACCGCUACCGGCACUUACUAGAAGGCUAUCAUUUUCAGCCAAAGUCUCCCACCCAGAGCCUCCUUCUAUGAUGUACUUAGCAGGCUCUCCAAGAAGUGCACCACUUUCUGACGAAAGAGCGAGGUCAGCUGAGUAUCGAAUGGGUAUUUUGAUUGGUGGAGAAGAGAAAUGUUUGGCUUCUAUUGAAGAAUUGGUGGAGUUGUACUCGAGAGUAACGGAAUGCCGGGCAUUACGCGAAAAAUACCAGACGGCAUCUAUGCAGUACCAGUACCAGAAUCCGAAGAAUAGACCUGAAUGGGAAAUCUAUCCUCCACCACCAAAUCCCUCGUAUAAUUUUGAGACCAAAACUGUAUUGAAGGUUGCAAAUAAAUCUGACUGUGAGGUGUUUGACUUGGAAAAGUGUGAGAUUCCUGGUGAAGACACUGAGUGGGAUUUUACUCUAAAUGAUGAUGACUUGUUUGAAGUUCACAAGAGUGGAGACCCUGCAAGCAAAAUUGCAGAGAUUCCAACUUUGCGGGAUUAUUAUGUGGAUACUGAAAAAAUAUUGGCGGUUUCCUCAGAUGGUCCAUCAAAAUCCUUUGCAUUUAGAAGGCUACAAUAUUUAGAAGCUCGUUGGAACCUAUACAUUUUGUUGAACGAAUAUCAGGAAACUGCAGUUUCAAAGAAGAACCCCCACAGGGAUUUUUAUAACGUCAGAAAGGUGGACACUCACGUUCACCAUUCUGCCUGCAUGAACCAAAAGCAUCUGCUACGUUUCAUCAAGAAUAAGUUGAGAAACUCGGCAGAUGAAGAGGUUAUUUUUAGGGAUGGCAAGGUCUUAACUUUGGCCGAAGUUUUCCAAUCUUUAAACCUCACUGGUUAUGAUUUGUCUAUAGACACAUUAGACAUGCAUGCUCAUAAGGAUACGUUCCACAGAUUUGACAAAUUUAACUUGAAAUAUAACCCAAUUGGAGAAUCUAGGCUAAGAGAGAUAUUUUUGAAAACAGAUAAUUAUAUCAAGGGGUCCUAUUUAGCUGAAAUCACAAAGCAAGUUAUUUCAGACUUGGAAAAUUCGAAGUACCAGAACUGCGAGUAUCGUAUUUCUAUUUACGGUAGAUCCUUAGAUGAAUGGGACAAACUAGCUUCGUGGGUAAUCGAUAACAAGCUUAUUUCCCACAAUGUAAGAUGGUUAAUUCAGGUCCCUAGGUUGUAUGACAUAUACAAGAAAGCAGGAACAGUAAAGACUUUCCACGACAUCAUGAGAAACCUCUUUUUGCCCAUAUUUGAAGUUACGAAGAACCCCAAGAAAAAUCCAAAAUUGCACGUCUUUUUGCAGAGAGUAAUUGGUUUUGAUUCAGUUGACGAUGAAUCUAAAGUCGACCGUCGCUUCCACAAAAAAUAUCCUCGCCCAUCUUUAUGGGAAACCUCUCAAAAUCCACCUUACUCUUAUCAUUUGUACUACCUGUAUGCUCAUAUGGCUUAUUUGAACCAAUGGAGAGCAGCUCGUGGUUUUAACACCUUUGAAUUGCGCCCACAUUGUGGUGAGGCUGGUGACCCAGAACAUUUAAUAUCCGCAUAUUUAUUGGCUCAAGGUAUAUCUCAUGGUAUUCUUUUAAGAAAGGUCCCCUUUGUGCAAUACUUAUAUUACCUCGACCAAAUUGGUAUUGCAAUGUCGCCGUUAUCUAACAAUGCUUUGUUUUUGACGUACGACAAGAAUCCUUUCCCUGUCUACUUUAGAAGAGGCUUAAAUGUUUCUCUUUCCACAGAUGAUCCAUUACAGUUCUCUUAUACAAGAGAGCCAUUGAUCGAAGAGUAUUCUGUCGCAGCGCAGAUCUACAAAUUGUCGAAUGUCGACAUGUGCGAGUUGGCAAGGAAUUCUGUACUUCAAAGUGGAUGGGAAGCCCGCAUUAAGAAGCAUUGGAUUGGAAAGGAUUACUUAGAAAAGGGUAUCAAGGGCAACGAUGUUGAAAAGGCCAAUGUUCCUGAUAUAAGAAUCAAUUAUAGAUACGAAACAUUAGCAACCGAAUUGGAGUUGGUCACUCACUACUCUAACUACAACUUGCAAAAUUGA